AUGAGCGCUCCGCCCGCGACAAAGAGACGCCUAUCGUCUCCUCAACAGAACCCUUUCCAGUGCUCAUACUGUCAACGCUCCUUCGGGCGCGUGGACCACUUGACCCGUCAUAUCCGAUCUCAUGCACAAGAUAAGCCGUUUCGCUGUCAUAUUUGCGAUAAGGCCUUUGGGCGCCAAGAUAUCCUCAAACGCCAUGUCCUUGGACACAAUGGCGCAGAGUCUGGUGCGAAGCGAUAUAAGCGCAUGUCCAAUGCUGCGCCUCGUGUGUCUCAAGCUUGUAAAGCUUGUGCGGGAUCCAAGCUCAAGUGCGAUGAAGAUCCUUCCUGCAGACGCUGUGUGACCAAAGGAAUCACCUGCGAGCGAGAUACGCGGUUCACAGAAAUAGGAGAUAAGACAUCACCAGAAACUAGCAUCCAAUCUACCAUAGAUCAUGAACUAUUCAUACCCGUGCUCGAACCGAGUCAUCUAAGCUUAUCAGAGGACGACUUCUCCAAGUUCCUGAAAGGGGUCAUGACUCCCGUAGAGGGACAGGAGAGCCGUCCGAUAGAACAAGCCGACCUGGCUAGCAUUCAUCAAAUUUACGAUCCGCUUUUGUCCCACGGCCCCUUGGACUUCCGGGUCGAUGGGGAUCCGCGGUUCGACGAUGUUGCCAUGGAUCUCUGGGACUUGCCCUGCAGCCCAUCUUUCUAUUACAACGGAAUCCUGCUGGAGCCAAAGGCAUCUGCAGCGCUCAAUCUUCAGACUCAAACGCCGAGUCUGGGCAAUAAUGCUCGCCCAGCUGUGCUGGGUCACGUCGCGUACAAGGAAUCCGCCCUCGGAAUCUGGGAGCCGUCGCAGAAUGACCACCUCAACUCCAACAUUAAGGCCCUGUCCGUUCUUGGCGAUAGUCCCCAGGACGCCAUCCAGCUGAACAGCUUGGAAGUAAGCAGUCAGCGGUUCAAACCACUCUCCGUUGGUCUUAGAGACCAAUUGCUUCUAUUGACACUGAACGCUUGUAAGCCCGAAAGCAAACUCGCCAUCAUCAGAGCAUUCCCUCACUCCGAGAUUCUGUCCAAGCUCAUCGAGAGCUUCUUUUCUCACCAUCGCGUCCAGACAGACUCGUGGAUACAUGGCCCUUCUUUCGAACCAAAUCAACAGGGAGCAGAGCUCAUUCUCACCAUCGUCAAUAUGGGCACUAUGUUUGCUGACUCCAAGAUCUUGCAUGCCCUUGGUUUUGCUCUUCAUGAGGUGGCUCGUAUGUCGUUCCCUAUACUGUUUGAAAGUGCAAAUUCUAGGACUAGAAGUCUUUGGGCCCUCCAAGCAUUUGUACUGGAUAUUGAGAUGGGGCUGUGGAGUGGUAUUAAGAGGAAGAUGGAAAUCGCUGAAAGCCAGCGCCAGAUGCCCUUCACAAUGCUACGGCGCGGUAGAAGAUUUAGCAAAGCCUAUACCCCCGCUGAUCCUCCUUUGCCAGAAGAUACAGGUGAAACCUUGCAGAAUAAGUGGCUUGCCUGGAUUGAGCAAGAGAAUUAUAACAGACUCAUCUAUCACUGCUUUGUUCUAGACACUCAAGUCAGUAUUGCUAUGUCGACAUGUCCCUUGAUAUCUUUCUCGGAGCUCAAGACGCAUCUGCCAGAGUCUAGUGAUCUAUGGCUUGCCAAAGAUUCAGAAGCAUGGAAAGCCAUGUACUUGAGGCAGCCGCGCCAACACACAAGAGUCACACUGUACGACUACUUCCGCAAUUCCGCAGAGAUCGACAGCAGCUAUGAUAGUUCGUUUUGUCAGCUUAUCAUCCUUUCGGGUAUCUGGGGAAUGGUCUGGCAAUGUCUCCAAAGCAUUGCUGUGCUAGAUAAGCCGAGACACUCGGACCCAGCAUUGACUCUUCGGCAGCAAGAGAUCCUCCAGAUAUUACAUCGCUUUUGCGUCAACAUGAUGGGGGAUGAGGCAGGCUGGCAGGAUGGUCCGGUAACAAUGAUGUACCAUCUCGUGUAUAUGCACUUACACAUACCUUUUGAAGAGGUUGAGCUGUUUGCAGGCAAGGGACAUCAGAGUGAUGCCCGGAACGCCCUAGCUGUACUUCUAGACUGGACCAACAGUCCUGAGUCACGGAAAGCAAUAUGGUACGCGGGCCAGAUUAUAAGAGCAGCAGAGAUGUUUGAGCCUGGUCGGCUCCGGGGCUUUUACACUAUUGCAUUAUAUCAGGCGAACCUCGCCCUUUGGGCCUAUGCGGUGGUGUCACAGGUCAAAGGCACAAAUAAGAAUGAUCCCAUUCUUAAUCAGGAGGAGAUGGUCUGUUUGAACGGGCCGGAAUCUCCACUCAUUCAGAGGUUCAUCAGCCGCGGGGUGCCUUCGGUAGUAGUCAUCCAACCAUCUGCACCCCAGCUCGGCAAUUCUCCCAUUCGGCUGAUGGACCGGGAGGCGGUCGUGAACUACGUUCUCGGCAUUUUGAGUGCCAAUUUCUCUCACGUCGAGGCUGUGCCGCCUUUGGUCGAGAAUCUUGAGCAGCUUCUGGAUAAGCUGGGCCGAGCCGACAUCGACGUAUAG
This is a messenger RNA of Fusarium subglutinans, 2520 nucleotides long. Its product is annotated as transcription factor Pig1p. The record is from RefSeq and is a predicted model, not a curated record. Gene Ontology annotation, biological process: DNA-templated transcription; regulation of DNA-templated transcription. NCBI's taxonomy places the organism in Eukaryota, Fungi, Ascomycota, Sordariomycetes, Hypocreales, Nectriaceae. Bases 1 to 2520 code for a protein of 839 amino acids. The transcript has 5 exons. Gene Ontology annotation, molecular function: zinc ion binding; DNA binding; DNA-binding transcription factor activity, RNA polymerase II-specific.